UGCUACUAGUACAACGCCAAUAUCCAUUGUGUUUUCGCUUCUAUUGCCGGCGAAUUAAACUUGAGAACUUUUUACCGGUACAGGACAUAAUCGGUAGCCUUGGGAGAGGAAAGUGGAUAUUUUCUGAAAUAUAUUUUCUCUGGAAUGUCGGAUGAGUACAAAACUAGUUUUAUCGGUAGCAGGUGAAAGGAACUCGUUCAAGAUGGGCUGCAGGAAGGAGCUUUUACUAUUGACCGUGGCACUCUUGCUAUUGCUGUUGACCCCUGCAUGCUCAGCGCAAAGCUGUGAGGGAGUGAGCUGUCAGUUCGGAGAAUGCAUCGACGGGAUAUGUGUUUGCAACCCGGGCUACACCGGGGAAAGCUGCACGUCAGAUCUCGACGAGUGCUUAUCAAAUCCUUGUAUGAAUAACGCGACAUGUGUUAACCUCUUCAAUCAAUUCUUCUGUGACUGUCCGCAAGGGUUCGACGGAGAGACAUGCCAAAAUGAGACCGGUCCAUGUCGGAACAAGCCAUGUGUGAACGGACUUUGCACUAAUCAGUUUGGAGGAGGGGAAGCUUUCUACACGUGUGAAUGUUACCCUGGUUGGGAAGGUGAUAACUGCGAAACAGAUAUCAACGAAUGCAUCGUCUUGGGAUUCCCUUGUCAGAAUGGAGCAGAAUGUAACAAUCUCGAGAAUGCAUAUUCGUGCAAUUGUUCAUCAGGCUGGACUGGAUUCAACUGCACAGAAGAUUUCAAUGAGUGUUUGAGUAUUCCGUGUGAGAAUGGUGCUACCUGUAUGAACCUGCGAGAUAGUUUCAACUGCACAUGCCCUACACAAUGGACUGGAACUCAAUGUGAAAUAGAAAAAAAUGCCUGUAUUGACACUCCCUGUCUAAAUGGAGGUACCUGUAACAACUACUACGACUACUACACAUGCACCUGUCCAGCACACUUCCUGGGCGCAAACUGUCAAGAUGCCUCAAGUAUAUGCUAUGCGACUGGGGAUCCGCACUAUUUGACCUUUGAUGAUGUAUGGCAUGACUUCCAGGGUGAUUGUGAGUAUACUUUGGUCCAAGAGUGCAGGGAUGGGAUGGACUCGCCGUUUAGAGUUGAUGUCAGGAACAUAGGCAAGGAGGAGAAUGUCUAUGGAUCAUACACCUACGAAGUAACAGUCCAAGUAUUUGAAGUGGAAAUCACCCUCAAACAAGGCAGAGAGGUCUUUGUCAAUGGCAGGAGAGUGACCCUUCCAGUAGAACCAAUAUCAGGACUGACUGUGAGCCAUAGUGGUUUCUAUGUGGAAGUAUCGGCUGAUGUCCAGUCGGACGGUCAGAACGUCUAUCUGUUUGUCAAAUGGGACGGUCAAAGAACAGCUGAGGUCAGAUUACCUUUUGCCCAGUACCAGAAUGCGACAUGUGGUCUAUGUGGUAACUUCAAUGGAAACCUGAUGGAUGAGUUCAUCAUGCCUGAUGGCCAGUUGACCACGGAUGUUCAGGAAUUUGGCAACAGUUGGACAGUAAAUCCCGGAACCUGUAUUCCUUUGGUGCCUGGAGACAAUCUCUGCAAUGAAACAUCUGAUGCAUAUAAUCAGGCUUCGCUCGCCUGCCAAAUUAUAAGAGAUGCUGCAGGGCCCUUUGAGAGAUGCUUUGACACCCUUGGCCCUGCCCCAUUCUAUGAUGCUUGUGUCUUUGAUGGUUGUAUUGUGCCGGCUAGUCAACUCAAUGAAACCACAUGUCAUCUCAUCGAGCUGUACGCACAGGCGUGUUUGGACAGGGAAGCCGUUAUAGAGGACUGGAGAAAUGACUCCUUUUGCCCCGUUUCAUGCCCAGCUGGCCAAGCAUACGGCUGGUGUACUGAUGCCUGUCCAUCUUCUUGCUAUGAUGUCAUACAAGGGGUUUCCCCCAUGUGUGACAGGCCAUGUGUGGAGGGUUGUCAGUGUCCAGAUGGCCUGGUGUUUGAUGGCUUUGACUGUGUGGACAUGGGCUCAUGCGGAUGUUAUGUGGACGGUAUCUACUACUCGAUUGGAGACAGUGUCUACACCCCUGGUUGCUUCUCCAAGCGUAUUUGCAGCGGUAACAAUGUGGUUGACAUCUCUGCACAGACCUGCAGUGAGUUUGCUACAUGUAGGAUAGAGAAUGGAGAACACGGCUGCCACUGCUCAGCUGGUUACACUGGGGAUGGAAUCACCUGUGCAGAUGUCAGUGAAUGUGCCAGCAGCCCAUGCAUCAAUGGAGCAUGUGUGAAUGACCUCAACUUCUAUGCCUGCAAUUGUGACCCUGGCUGGUCUGGGUACAACUGUGAUGCAGCCUGCAUGGAGAACCCCUGUGAAAAUGGAGGCUUUUGCAUGGAAAUCAACGCUACUUCACUUGAGUGUCAAUGCCCUUUUCCAUUCAAUGGAACAUUCUGUGAAAUAAAUAAUUAUCCCUGCCAAAUGGACCCGAACCCCUGUCAGAAUGGAGCAACUUGUACCAGCUUCGGUCUGCAAUACAGCUGCUCUUGUGUGUAUGGCUUCCAAGGCUCCAAUUGUGAAGAAGAGGUGAAUCCUUGUAGGGAUGUACCAUGUCUGAAUGGAGGAACAUGUACCAAUCUGAUUGAGACAUACACCUGCACCUGUGGUGGAUCCUUCAUGGGCAGGAACUGUGAAAUAGAGUAUGGCAUCUGCUACACAUCUGGGGAUCCUCACUACAAGACAUUCGAUGACCUCAGGCAUAACUUCCAGGGCAGUUGUUCCUACAUAUUCACCCAGGAUUGCUCCUCUCCUGACCCACUCUUCAAAGUGAUCGUCUCAAAUAUGAAGAGGUCUCAAACAGCUGCAGUGUCAUAUACAUAUGAUGUUACAAUCAUCCUGAAUCAAACGGAGAUACUCUUAGGUCCCAGCCUUGGUGUAAACGUGGAUGGUGUCGUUGUCAAUCUCCCAUCCGAAAGACCUGGCAUCAGGGUUUCUGUUAGUGGCAUCUAUGUGCAAGUAGUAUCAGAUGUUGGCCUCUAUGUGCGAUGGGAUGGUGAUAGCAGAGUGGAGGUCAAAGUGACAUCUGCCUUCAAGAACAAUACCUGUGGUCUAUGUGGAAACUACAAUGGAAUCGGUACCCAAGAGGAUGAGUUUCUUACACCAACAGGAAAUUCGGUGUCCAAUGAGGCAGCCUUUGGUAACAGCUGGGAAGCUUACAAUGAUCCAGAUUGUGUACCUCAAGGAGAUGAAACCAAUCCUUGCUUGAGUGCUACAGAGUCUGUGGUUCUUGGAGCCCAGAGCAAGUGUGAUAUCAUUCAAAGUGCUGCAGGACUUACAGAGUGCUUUGCUGUAUUGGAUCCCACCCCAUACUUCAGAGACUGUGUCUAUGAUGUCUGUGCAUCCCCUGAUGACGACGAUACUGCACUCUGUAACGCUAUGGCAUCUUACACCCAAGCAUGCAGAUACUUCUAUGUCGAUGUCCCUUCUUGGAGGAAUGAAACACUCUGUCCCCUGACCUGUCCAUCAAACAGCACCUACGGUAGCUGCGUCUCGGCCUGUCCACUCACCUGCUGGGAUUACCAAGACCCUGAUCACACCUGUCACGACCUCUGUGUUGAGGGGUGUGCAUGUGAUGAGGGAUUCGUCUUGGAAGAUCUGCAGUGUGUACCGGAGAACCAGUGCGGAUGUGUUACAGAUGGAUUCUAUCUCACGGUUGGCAGUAUUCUUCUGACUCCAGACUGCACAGAAUACUGUGAGUGCAACGCAGGCGGUAGUAUCAACUGCACUCAAGUAUCCUGCGAUCCUAACGCAUCGUGCGGAGUGGUGAAUGGAGAGACACGCUGCAUAUGCAAUGCUGGCUAUGACACUGUCGGCUAUGGAUUCACCUGUUUAGAUAUUGAUGAAUGUGCCAGCAGCCCAUGUGCGAAUGGAACAUGCAUUGAUGAAGUGAAUGGCUACACCUGUGACUGUACACCAGGCUGGAUCGGUCAACUCUGUGGUCAGCAGGACGAUUGUUACUCCAAACCCUGUCAGAAUGGUGCAACCUGCCGGGAUGGUAUGGACAUGUUCACCUGCAUAUGCGCACCAGGUUGGACAGAUGAAGUUUGUGGAACAGACAUCAAUGAAUGUGCAGACGCCCCCUGUGACCACGAUGGAGUCUGUAUUGAUAAACUAGCUGCCUAUGAAUGUAACUGUACCCUAGGAUGGGCGGGAGAAAACUGUGAAAUAGCCAUUGAUGAGUGCGGCAGCGACCCCUGCUUAAAUGGAGGUGAAUGUUUUGACUUUGUAGGAUAUUUCAGAUGCUCAUGCCCAACUAACUACGCCGGAGAUAGGUGUGAGAUAGAUUUAUCUCCCUGUGCGGAAACCCCUUGUCAGAACGGUGCAACAUGUGUUGGGUUAAGUGAGGACGUGUACUCAUGCCACUGUGUCCCGGGAUAUGUUGGGGGAAAUUGUGAAUUGGAUGUCAAUGAGUGUUUCGAUGAUCCUUGUCGGAAUGGGGGUACCUGUAAUGAUCUGGUCAACAUGUAUCGGUGA
Strongylocentrotus purpuratus (purple sea urchin) is the source of this 4459-nucleotide messenger RNA. RefSeq names its product fibropellin-1-like. The record is from RefSeq and is a predicted model, not a curated record. The coding region runs from base 152 to 4459 and encodes 1435 amino acids. NCBI's taxonomy places the organism in Eukaryota, Metazoa, Echinodermata, Echinoidea, Camarodonta, Strongylocentrotidae. Gene Ontology annotation, molecular function: calcium ion binding. The transcript is spliced from 29 exons.